This is a messenger RNA of Oxyura jamaicensis (ruddy duck), 1548 nucleotides long. RefSeq names its product zinc finger and BTB domain containing 45 (gene ZBTB45). NCBI's taxonomy places the organism in Eukaryota, Metazoa, Chordata, Aves, Anseriformes, Anatidae. The coding region runs from base 27 to 1295 and encodes 422 amino acids. The record is from RefSeq and is a predicted model, not a curated record. Gene Ontology annotation, molecular function: protein binding. Gene Ontology annotation, biological process: regulation of immune system process; negative regulation of transcription by RNA polymerase II; regulation of cytokine production. The transcript has 2 exons.
CGUUGUCCCCAUCGUCCCCGUCGGCCAUGGCGGAGGCCGUGCACUACAUCCACCUGCAGAACUUCAGCCGCUCGCUGCUGGAGACCCUCAACGGGCAGCGCUUGGGGGGCCACUUCUGCGACGUCACCGUGCGCAUCCGCGAGGCCACCCUGCGCGCCCACCGCUGCGUCCUGGCCGCCGGCAGCCCCUUCUUCCACGACAAGCUCCUCCUGGGCCACUCGGCCAUCGAGGUGCCCCCCGUCGUCCCCAGCGGGGCCGUGCGCCAGCUGGUGGAGUUCAUGUACAGCGGCUGCUUGGUGGUGGCCCAGUCGGAAGCUCUCCAGAUCCUCACCGCCGCCUCCAUCCUGCAGAUCAAGACGGUCAUCGACGAGUGCACCCAGAUCAUCUCCCAGAGCCGUGGCCCCAAGGCGCUGCCGCCCGCCCGCCCACCGCCGCCGGCGCCGGCCGACGCUCGCCGGAAGCUCCGCGAGCUCCUGGGGCCACCGCCGGAGCCCGAGGGCUACCUGGGGCCACCGAGCUGUCACAGCCGCAAGCAGCGGCAGCCGUUGAGGCUCCAGUUGCCGGUGAAGGAGGAGGAGGAGGAGGAGGCGGCGGCGGGUGCCGAUGAGGAAGGCUCGGUGCCCCCGGUGCCGUUCCCCGCCGAAGAGCCCCCGUUUUUUGGUGCCCCCGAGGUCUUCUCCGACGCCUUCCUGCCGCCUUGGCCAGGCGAGGACGGGGGCAAGGUGGGACCCGAGUGCGGCUUGGAGGCAUCUGGACGGGGUUCGGCCUUCGGGGUCGAGGUGGCACCGGCGGGGAACAGUCUGGGCUUCGCCCCCCCCGGGCCACCGCUCUACGAGGAGGGGGGCGCGGAGGGGGGGACGAGUGGCGGCGUCCCCUCGGUCCCCAAGGUGCCGCGGGCCGGUCCCUCGCGUCGCCCCGAGCCGUCCUACCAGUGCGGCCACUGCCAGAAGACCUUCAGCUCCCGCAAGAACUACACCAAGCACAUGUUCAUCCACUCCGGCGAGAAGCCCCACCAGUGCUCCAUCUGCUGGCGCUCCUUCUCCCUCCGCGACUACCUGCUGAAGCACAUGGUGACCCACACGGGCGUCCGCGCCUUCCAGUGCAGCGUCUGCUGCAAGCGCUUCACUCAGAAGAGCUCCCUCAACGUCCACAUGCGCACCCACCGAACCGAGCGCUUCCAGUGCCGCCUCUGCACCAAGGGCUUCUCCCACCGCACCCUCCUCGAGCGGCACGCCGCUGCCACCCACCCCGUGCCGCCGCCGGGGCCGCCGCCGGGGCCGCCGCCGCCGCCUUGAGCCGCACGCCAAGGACCACGGGCGCUGGACGCACUCGCGUGGCGCGAGGGUGCCGCGGGGGCUCUUGGGGGUGAAACCUGGAGGACUUUGGCCCGGAUGGACAGACGGGGGGACACGGGGGCCGUCCCGCUCGUCCCCUCCCAAUCAGGACGCGCUGCCCAAUGACGGGGUUCCCGUCCCCCCGUGCCACGGUCGGUCAGACUCGCUGCGUGACGCUGGCGGGUGGGGGAAAUCAACACGCGGGUUUUCAGGA